CAAAAUAAAAGUAAAAAAAUUAACAUAUAUGACAUAGGCCAAAACAUUGUUAAACUUACAAAUUCUGAACUAAAUUUUAGAGACGUUUGACUCAGAAUUGUGGAAAUUCUAAAAUUAAUGCUCUCCAGUUAAGGUGAAGGUCACAUGAAAAAGAAAACACGAACACGGAUUUUUGAUUCUCUCCUGAAUUUAGUCGAUUAUAUGACUAAAUAUGUAUAUAAGGACGUAAAAUGCGCAGUGAAUCACACACAGAUUCAUUACGCUCAUUCCAAUAUGCAGUUUGACCCAUUUUCCUUCAGGAAACCGGGACUGGUUUAUAGUUUAGUUUCUGGAUUUGUUUUGUUGGCUUCUCUCAUUGGAUGGCUAUGGUGGAGUCCAAUCUGGGAAGAUAGUUCAACCAUACAUCAGACAGAGAGUCCACUGAUCAUAUCCUCUAAAGAUGUCAUCUUCCAAGUUGGUUCUGGGGGCUACCUCAGCAUAAGGCCAAGAGAGCCACUUCUUGAAGAAGCUGAAAUAAAAAUAGUGUUUGAUGAUCCAGAAAUCGUAGACACCAUAGGAACAUUCACAAUCCCACCUGCCUCACUUAGGGAAAUAUUCGUGCCUUUACACUCCAAAAAUGGAAUUGCCGGACAUUGCGUUAUGUCCCUCCAGACUAAAAAUAAAGAAAUCAAGAAUUUAUAUAUGAUUAAAGUGAAGAUUCGUGUAGUGCAAAGUGUUCUGUUUGGAUAUUUGAGCGUCGCACUUGGUUGGCUGUAUUUUCUUGCUUGGAGCAUUUCAUACUAUCCACAGAUCACGAAAAACUAUAGGCGUAAAUCUGUUGUGGGAUUCAGUCUUGAUUAUGUGUUCCUAAAUCUUAUGGGACAUAUAUUUUAUGGCAUCUUUAAUGUGAAUCUAUACUGGAAUACAUAUAUUCAGAAACAAUAUGCCAAGCGGCACCCAAGAGGUGACAUUCCUGUGCACUCCAAUGACUAUGUGUUCUCUCUGAAUGCUGUUCUCAUGAUGACAAUAUUAACAAUCCAGUGUGCAAUAUAUGAUAGAGGGGACCAAAGAGUAGGCCGGGUUAAUCUAUGUAUUAUAGGUGUGUGUUGUUCAGCUACAUUGUUUGGUUUAUUCAGUGCAUGGACAGGCCACACUCCCUGGCUAGACUUUCUAUAUUUCCUGUCAUAUGUUAAAGUAGCCACAGUGCCUGUUAAAUUCAUACCACAGGUGUAUAUCCAGUACAAGUUAAAGAACACUGAUGGCUGGUCCAUUAAAUCCUCCCAGUUAGACAUAGUUGGCUGUGUAGCUAGUUUCCUACAGAUGAUUGUAGAUGCCUUCAAUAAUGAUGACUGGGAUGGAACCUUUGGCAAUCCUGGCAAAAUGAUGCUUGCAUUCGUCAGUCUCUUCUUUGAUCUGAUUUUCUGCAUGCAACACUAUAUACUCUAUCCUAAAUCUCAAGCCACCAAAGUCCCAAAGUCACCUUUAGUAAAGACAGAGUCACCAUUUCAAGGAUUUUCUGUGGGAACUGUUCACAAGCCAGGCAGCAUAUAUGAUCUCUAGUAGAAGCAGUGAAAGGUCCAA
Owenia fusiformis is the source of this 1560-nucleotide messenger RNA. The record is from the annotation of a GenBank genome assembly. NCBI's taxonomy places the organism in Eukaryota, Metazoa, Annelida, Polychaeta, Sabellida, Oweniidae.